AUGACCUCCCUUUCGUCGUUUGUUGACUUCAGCAAGGAGUCUUUAUAUCUGUCUCUGUUGUCUAUAACCUUCAAUCCAACUGCUUGGAACAUAGUCGCGCAAAAUGAAUACCACAACAAAACUAUAACGCGCAUGUUCGGGGGGAACGCCCGUAAUGGGUGCUACUUCCUGGCAGUUAUGAUUUUCUCGUUUGGCUUGCUCCGUGACCACCUCUACCAGCGGGCUCUCGCCGACCAGCCAAGAGCACGCCUGCUCCCAGAGCCAUACGACACCAUCGUGCCAGCAGCGCUAUUCCUCGUCGGCCAAACGUUUGUUCUUACGUCAACAUACGCGCUCGGGAUUACCGGCACUUUCUUGGGCGACUACUUUGGUAUCUUGAUGGACCACAGAGUGGAAGGGUUCCCGUUCAAUGUGUUGAGGGACCCUAUGUACGUCGGGAGUACCAUGUGUUUCGCUGCCGGUGCGCUCUGGUACGAACGCCCCGCGGGUCUUCUCAUAACGGCUUAUGUGUAUAUUGUGUAUCUCAUCGCCCUGCGAUACGAAGGGCCUUUCACGGAUAUGAUAUACUCGAACCGCGCUACACAGCAAAAGUCUGAGCCCAAAAAGGAGCUAUAA
Gloeophyllum trabeum ATCC 11539 is the source of this 615-nucleotide messenger RNA. Its product is annotated as phospholipid methyltransferase. The transcript is spliced from 5 exons. Gene Ontology annotation, molecular function: S-adenosylmethionine-dependent methyltransferase activity. The coding region runs from base 1 to 615 and encodes 204 amino acids. Gene Ontology annotation, biological process: phosphatidylcholine biosynthetic process. Lineage: Eukaryota; Fungi; Basidiomycota; Agaricomycetes; Gloeophyllales; Gloeophyllaceae. The record is from RefSeq and is a predicted model, not a curated record.